Molecule: messenger RNA, 2065 nt
Organism: Trachymyrmex cornetzi
Lineage: Eukaryota; Metazoa; Arthropoda; Insecta; Hymenoptera; Formicidae
Exons: 9
Coding region: 262-1995 (577 amino acids)
Molecular function (GO): interleukin-17 receptor activity
Source: RefSeq, a predicted model, not a curated record
GAGCCUUCCUCGCGUCGACGCGCAGUUUGCGACCUCGUGUCCGAGAAAAGUGAUUGUUGACGUCGUUCGCGUGCAGUAUAUUGCUUUGUUCUCAACGUGGAGCGCGUAUGAUUCGGAGCUGUGGUAUGGUAAUUAAUGUCACAAUGAACAUCCGACUUAUCGUCGCGAUUCCGCCGCGCGAUUAACAUGUCGAGGUCGACGACACAAGCCGUCUACCGAAUGUUGCGCAUCGUAGAGUGAGCGGGCAAUAACCCAGAAGAUAUGCGGGCGACAAUUCGCAAUAGCUUUCUCGCGGUCAUCCUAUGUUCUUUGACUGGAGUCUCGGCUUCACAUUGUUAUUCGGAGUACUGCCAGAAAUCGGCUAACUUAACACAGGAUGUCCGAUGUAUAUUAACGUCAGUAGAAAAAGGGGAAGGUUGCGAAAAGCUAAAAUUCGAGGAUGCUGGAAAGUCAUUAAAGCGGGAUGGCAUCGCAAUUUUUACGUUGCACGCUUAUGUGAAUAAAAAUUUGAAAAAAAAAGAUGAUUCCCAGCAGGCGACUGCUUUCAACUUGUCGGUUUCGGAUAUCAAUUUUCAUAGAUUAAUUACGCGUUAUCAAAACAUCGUGGAGAGUAAAGAGAACGCAUGCAGGCACAUAGAGUUAUACGGGAACGACAAUCACCCAGUGCCUAAGCACUUAUAUGUGUCAUGUCCGUUCUCUGAUGCUGCAUACGAGGGAUCACCGUAUCGUUUGGAGUAUACGGCGAUCGGGGAAGAUUUUGUGUACAGCAGAAAAUACGUAUUCUAUGUGCCGAAUCAUGAAUUUAUCGAAAAUAGUGUCCAGAUCGAGAAAUUUACGCCCUUCAUAUAUAUCGACAUUUCUGAUCAAUCAAAUGCGGCAUUGUACAUACAACCGCUCCCGUCGACGUACAACGUGACGGAAUACAAGGUGUGGCUGAUUAGUAACGAUACGAAGUCGACGCUCACGACGAUCGUCCCCGCCAACGAAGACCACGGGCAUAUACGGCUCAACCUCUUAGCACCAGACGGCGCCUAUUAUGUUAAAGUCGCGGCCUUGCAUCCCGAAUGCGGCGAGCACGGAUGUGCGAACAGCACAUCGCCCUAUGUACACAUAAAACACGCGUCUCAUCGACUGUUAAUUAUGAUAAUCAGCUUAGUAUGGAUACCACCGGUAUUAUUAUACGCGCUGUAUCACGCAUUUAAAUUAUACAGAAAGAAAGUUUUAAAAAGAGUGGCUAUGAAGCCGAACUGCUUACUAGUAUACUCACCGACACAUCCGUCACACGUAAAUGUGAUGGCUGAGUUAACAAAAUAUCUACGAUAUUGUAAUAUCAAUGCAAUGAUCGACAUGUUUGAUAUUGCAGAAACUGCCAGCAAAGAUCCAGGACUCUGGUGUAACACCGCGUUUCAGACGGCGGAUGUUGUAUUGGUCGUGACAUCCCCGCCGACAUCUGCGAAAUUCGAUGCGACAAUCAUUUAUCGAAACGUAGACAACCACCUGUUGCGAUUGCUGAAGGAGAACUAUCCUCGGAGAAAUAAGAGGUAUUAUGCGAUACACCUGCCGUAUUGCAAGUCGGACCAUAUACCAGAGGAGGCACGGUUCUUCAAGAAGUUUCGCGUACCCGAGGACCUAGCUAGGCUCGUGAAGACGAUCCACGGAAUUGCUUGUCUAAGAUUCCUUACAGCGUCUAAUCGGGAGCUGCUUGAGAGCAUCAGAUUCGCUACGGCGAAGAUAUCCGAGGAUGAAGCCUCGAGCGUGAUAAAAAAUAUCGAGGAGACCGACGAUUUGUUAUUACCGAUCGUUGUACAAGAGACUGCAAAUUGCAACAUCGAGAUUUCUAGGCCUGACACACCAGAUAACGAUGUCAUACCUCAGUCUUUCACGAUUUGUAUCGACGAACUGAAUCUACUCGGUGAGACUGAAGAUCAGAAGUCUUUCGGCAUUAAUUCCACGAGGAACGAUUGCGAGUUUCGCAUAGAUAAAUUGAAUUUGUGAUUUUUUUUAUAUAUGUAUGAAUAGUUUUUAGCACAAAGGGUUUUCUUAUUAUUUUUUUAUCGAUUGAUUU